Molecule: messenger RNA, 1143 nt
Organism: Mollisia scopiformis
Lineage: Eukaryota; Fungi; Ascomycota; Leotiomycetes; Helotiales; Mollisiaceae
Exons: 4
Coding region: 319-1143 (274 amino acids)
Source: RefSeq, a predicted model, not a curated record
UUGAAAUUACAGUCUAAAAGAAAGCCGAAAACGUGGGAGAUUUGAUAGAUGAGAUUCCCGUGUCAGCUGCAGCAGCUCCGAGCGCCGCAUUGACAUGUGGCUAUCCGCCAGCUAAUACGCUCCAGUUCGACAUACUAUUGGGAUUCUCCUGUGUUAUCCCCGCAUACUCCCCGGCUUUUCUGAAUAGUUUCGGUCUAAUUAUUAUCGGCCUAAUGUCUAGGUCUAGCCAUUCUUGCUUGAGAUUGCGGGGGAACUAUGGCUUGUGGAGAUAUUCUUAAUUUGAUCCUAUGACGGAUCCAAAAAAGCCAAAGUAACUCCAUGAUUUCUUCUGGGCCGAUGAUUCGUAUUUCUUGCCUCGGGGAUUCUCUAAGUAUGGUGUGGGGAUUGUUAGAAAGACAGGUCAGAACAUGUAUAAAAGUGACAUCUGCUGAGCAGAUCUCUCAAUGUCACUCAUCCAUAUCAAAGAUUCAUCAAAGAUCACAGUCUUCUUUCAUUCCCGUCUUUCAGAACUUCGUUUCUCAGCACAUCAUAUUCUUUCCCACAAUGUAUUUCUCAGGAGCAGCUAUUUUUGCUGCCUUCAGCUUCGCAACUCAGGUUUUCGCUGCACCAUCCACGACUUCAACACUGGCGAAGCGCAGUGACUUUGUCACAACACUCCAAACUACGAUGAAUAGCAUGUCUUCCAGCAUCAAUAGCUCUGCAAACGCUUUGAACGCCAGCGCCGCAUCAAAUGGCGGCAAGCCCACUCUGAUGACCUCUUUCACUGUCCUCGGAGACAUUGGGGGAACUCUCACAAACGGCUUGGGCAGCAUUACCCAAUUGAUCGAAGAUCCGAUAAUCGAUUUCAGCAUCGAGGAGAUUCAGGUUCUGGUUGAGGUCCUAGACGUGUGGGCGGAAAUCCUAGAAGUUGUGGAAGGCAUUGUGGACGCUGUUGUGAAUGCAUUCUUUCCCGGUCUGGUGGAUGAGUUUAAGCCUUUCAUCCAGAUAUGGAUCAACGUAGUUGAUGCUUUCACAAACCCUUUCCUGGAUUUCUACUCCGAACUUGUCGGCACAUUGACCGGAUCUCCCGAGCUCGCUGCAGAGAUCAACGACUACAUCGCAGUAAUCGAGAAGAUUCGUGAUGACUUCCUCCUUUCUUUUUAA